ACAGGAAGACCAAGAACGACAUACAGGUGAAGCUGGGCACGAACAGAUUGGACCGAGUGGAACAGGGACGAAAGCAGAUACCGGCGAGCCAGCUCAUCCAACACGAGUAUUACCAGCCGCAGGACAGGUUCCACCACCACGACAUCGGUCUCGUGAAGCUGAAGCAGCCGGUGCAGUACGACAAUCUCAUCAAGCCGAUCCGCCUGCCCACCGAAGCCGAGGGCAUGCAGAAGCACCACGGCCUGCGGGGCCAGCUGAGCGGCUGGGGCGCCACGCACAACUCCGGCCCGCAGCACCCGCAGCUCAAGUGGGCGCGGCUGCCCGUCUCGCAGCCCGGCACGUGCCCCCAGCUGAACGGCGCGCCCUACGCGCACACCCAGUUCUGUUCGGACGUGGUCGACUACCGGGGGGGCAGGGGGCCGCCCACCCAGGCCAACCAGGGCCACGACGCUUGUAAGGGAGACUCGGGCAGCCCGUUCAUCGCCGACCACACCCUGAAGAACACCCCGGUGCAGUUGGGCAUCGUGUCCUACGGGAGGGAGUGCGGCGGGAGAUUCCCCACCGUGUACACGCACGUGGGCUCCUACGUGCCGUGGAUCAAGUACCACACGGGCGUCGGCGGCGGGUAGAUGUGUAGCACCAUAAACACGCCGGUGGAACGGAAGGA
Messenger RNA from Frankliniella occidentalis (western flower thrips), 667 nucleotides. RefSeq names its product coagulation factor IX-like. Gene Ontology annotation, molecular function: serine-type endopeptidase activity. The coding region runs from base 225 to 629 and encodes 134 amino acids. Gene Ontology annotation, biological process: proteolysis. Lineage: Eukaryota; Metazoa; Arthropoda; Insecta; Thysanoptera; Thripidae. The record is from RefSeq and is a predicted model, not a curated record. The transcript has 4 exons.